UGUUACUUCUCUCACAGCAAAAGCUAUCUCCUACACAGCUUCCCUCCCAGUGAAAGAUAGAAGACGGAGUACCGAUCUCCUACAACUGGAAGUACGGGUAUAUUAAAUCUGCACAAGGGAUCAAGGUUGACCUAGAGAAAAUCAAGGCCAUUGCGGAAUAGCCCAGCCAUGAACCCUUUCGAAGAUUACUCGAUAUGUUCAUGCUAUCUGCAGACAAGGAUGGAGCUUUUUUGAGCAUUCUCUUUCUCCGCUGCUUGUGAUGAUCCUGCUGGAGAAUCAGACCGAAAGCUGUUUAUAGUGAUUUCUUGGUGCCAUCCUCUACUCAGGCUAACAGAGAAAUCUCUAGUCAUGGUCAUGGCCUCUGCAGGUGCUAAUAAAUGUGGGACCAUGGGGAAAUUGGGUUGUCGAAAGGGGAAGAAGGGACAGCCAAUGGAUGGUGUUGUGAUGAAGCACUGCUCUGGUAUUUUGAAGAAGCUAAUGACCCAUCCAGCUGGCUGGGUGUUUAAUCAACCGGUCGAUCCAGUGAAGUUGAACAUUCCCGAUUAUUUCUCAAUCAUCUCCGAACCCAUGGACUUGGGUACAAUAAAAUCUAAGCUGGAAAAUAGGUUGUACUUGAAUGCCCAAGAGUUCGCUGCAGAUGUGAGAUUAACUUUCUCCAAUGCAAUGCGAUAUAAUCCUCCACAAAACGAAGUUCACAUCAUUGCGAAGGAACUAAAUGGUUUCUUUAAUUUGAGAUGGAAGUCUUUGGAGGCAACAUGGAGAGUGGAAGGCUCUAUAACAUUGGAACUGCCAGUUUUGAAGAAAACACAGAAGCAAACACUCAAUUCAAGACGAAGUGGUCAUAGAACAUCUCCUAACUGCUCAACUUCAUCUCCCAGAAAGUCGAUGACAUUCACAGAGAAGCACAUUCUGAGGAAAGACCUGGCGGAAUUGUUGGAUGGAAAUACACCACCUCACUUGCUUAAAUUUCUUCGGAGGUUUGGUUCUGUUGGUCAAAGCAGAGAUAGAAUCAAGGUGGACUUUGAUGCACUUGAUGAUGAGGCACUGUGGGAAUUGGACAGAAUCAUAAAAAGUUGUCCAGAAUCAAGAUCUGCUAAAUCCACAGAUGUAGAUAAUAGGUGUGCAUAUGGCUCUAAACAGGAAUUACUCAGAGGUAAAGGUGGAAGUAACAGUUAUCACAAUUCUAAAGAUUAUACACCUAUGAGCCCUGCUGCUGCCUGCAGAAAUGGCUCAUGUGACAGCAUGGAUUGUCGCUGCAGCCACCAUAAUGAUUUCACGCAAGCUUCAUCAAGUGGCAGAAAAGAUCGUGCAUGUCAUGCAUCUAACUUGGAUCGUCUAGCAUGUAAGAAUUCCACAGCCAGCACACAGUGGAGUAACGAUCCUGAUUCUGACUGUGGGAAAGGGUUUGGAGGUGGUUUUGUGGAAGAAAAUUUUCGACCUAGUCCUGGUUCUGCUAUGACAGGAACUAUGGAUCUUCAUUAUGAUGAGCAACUUUCACCCAGCAAGGCUCUCCGUGCUGCUAUGCUGAGGAGCCGUUUUGCUGAUACCAUCGUGAAAGCACAACAGAAGACACUCCUAAACAAUGGAGAGAAAGGAGAUGCACUUAAAAUGCAGCAGGAAAGAGAAAAAUUGGAAAAGAAGGAGCAGGAAGUAAAGGCAAGGAUGGAAGCACAAGUUAGAGCUGCUGAAGCUGCACGUAUGAGAGCGGAAGCCAGGUUAAAAAUGCAGCGGGAGAGAGAAAGAGAAGCAGCUCGCAUAGCACUGCAAAAGAUGGAAAAGACCGUUGAUAUAGAUGAGAACCAAGAGAUACUUAAAGAUCUCGAGAUGCUGGUGUAUUCUCAGCCGAAUCACCAUCAACCCAUGAUGGCCAUGGCCAUCGACGGUUGCUACUUGAACCCGUUGGAACGGUUAGGUCUGUUCAUGAAGAAUGAUGAUCUGGAAGAUGAGGCCGAUUGGAUCAGUGGGUCAUCGUAGCGAAGAGAGAGAGAGAGAGAGAGAGAGAGAGAGAGAGAGAGAUGUAUGUAAAAUUCGGUGUGUUUUGGGGGAUGAUUUUAUUUAUAGAGCUUGGCUAAGCCCACACGUUUAUGCAAUAAAGCUCACGUACAUGCUACACGUGCCAUCAUGGCAUGAUAAGUGUGAGAUCUAAUCCAUCAGUUAGAAUGGCACCACUAUAUUGAUACCCUGUCCCAAGAAUUGGGUUGAUCCAUUGGUCAGGUGGGCUGCAAUUUGCACAAAAAAUCUACGGCUCAGAAAAACCUGGUUGAGGCUUUCAAACUCAUCCACCUUUACUAAUACUGGGGUCCACAUGCUUAGUGGACCAGAUUUAUUUUUGGGAAAAAAAAAUGUAGAAGGUCAGACCAACCUGAUGGAUGGAAUUGGAUCUAGCACCCAUUUGCCAUGCUGGCACAUGUGGCGUGUGCAUGAGCUUUAUUGCACAGGCGUGUAAGCUUGUCAGAGCUUUCUAUUUUUCUCUUUUAUGAAUUUGUAUGGUAGGAACUGAAAUGCUCUCAUCCCACCCAUUUGACUGAUCCUCAUCUCACACAUAUUCACUUUGUUAAAUGUGUCAAAUCACUUUCUCAA
Molecule: messenger RNA, 2580 nt
Organism: Magnolia sinica
Lineage: Eukaryota; Viridiplantae; Streptophyta; Magnoliopsida; Magnoliales; Magnoliaceae
Product: transcription factor GTE8-like
Exons: 13
Coding region: 349-1974 (541 amino acids)
Molecular function (GO): protein binding
Source: RefSeq, a predicted model, not a curated record